This is a messenger RNA of Colletotrichum chrysophilum, 429 nucleotides long. RefSeq lists its product as uncharacterized. The record is from RefSeq and is a predicted model, not a curated record. The transcript is spliced from 2 exons. Gene Ontology annotation, molecular function: phosphatidylcholine lysophospholipase A1 activity. Bases 1 to 429 code for a protein of 142 amino acids. NCBI's taxonomy places the organism in Eukaryota, Fungi, Ascomycota, Sordariomycetes, Glomerellales, Glomerellaceae.
AUGCUUUCUACCAUCCUUCCCACAGCUGAUGCAACCGGAGCUCUCAAUCGCAUCACUGCUAAUCAGCAGUACCGACUUCUCGCUGAGCAGCUUGCUGCUUCUGGAAAGUGCAUCUACAUGGCCGACAUGGACCCUGACGAACCCAACAUUGCUCACAAUUGGAUUGCUUUGGAAGCUGAUAUCGGUGGUGAUGGAAUCCAUCCAAACGACCAAGGCCACAAGAAGAUGGCCUCUGUGUUUUAUAAUGCAAUCAUGAAAGCUGUCUCGGAUGAUAAGAUCAAGAACCCCGCUGCCAUGGCGAAAACUGGCACCACCGGCUGCGAUAAGACGUUGGGUGGAACCUGGACUGUGGCGAUCACCGCCACGAAAUCAAUGUUCGAAAAUUGCAUCUUGACAAAGCUACAUGCCGCUUCUCACGAGAACGUCUAG